AAUUUUUUUUAAAACCAAACAAGAGAGAGAGGGAUUUUGCUUGGACAGAAGUGCAAGAAAAAUGGGGACGGACGGACCUCCGGAGAACGAUUGCUGUACGGUCUGCCAUGAUGACUUCAACGUCCCCUGUCAGGCCAAUUGCUCUCACUGGUUUUGCGGAAAUUGUAUUAUGCUUGUUUGGCAACAUGGUUCAGCACUUCAGCCAUGUAAAUGUCCCUUGUGUCGUCGUCAAAUUACUCUUUUGGUUCCAAGUGAGACAUCAGUAAGACAGCGUGAUAACCAUGAUGUUGCUGAGGUUCUAAGAAAGAUAGAAACAUACAAUCGUAUGUUUUCUGGGCAUUCCUGUAGCAUCAUUCAGAGAAUGCAAGAUCUCCCUUUUCUGCUACGCAGGCUGUGGCGAGAACUAUUAGAUCCUCGGAGAUCUCUUCCACUUUUCAUCAGGGCUCGUGUCUAUAUUGCAACGGCACUAAGUCUUGUCUACGUGCUGAGUCCAGUGGACAUCAUUCCAGAAGGAAUAUUGGGCAUAGUUGGUCUCUUGGAUGAUUUCCUUAUAGUGCUCAUCUUCUUCUUUCAUAUUGCUGCAAUUUAUCGUUCGGUACUCCACUAUCGCCACGGUGGUUCAUCACAAACUUAAAAUGCCUACCAAAAAAUUUCAGGGUAGAGCCCAGAGAAUUCAUAUAAACUUGGCGAUUCUUCAUUUUACAUGCAAAACAGAGUACAAAUUCACUUCCUGGAUAUAUAGAAUUUGUACCCGAUACUUAGAGCUUUUCGACAAGCAUUUCGACUGUGUUUGCUGUUUGUUUCUCUCUUUUUUUUUAUUUUAUUUUUUAUUUUAUUUUAUUUUUUUUAAUUUACUUUUGAGAAACUUGUUAUGGUCAUUUUGUGUUGAGCCUGUGGACAGAAGGAACUGAAAGCUGUAAAACAUGUAUUUUUUUGCUGUUUGAUUUUUCCAGCUUCUGGCUAGGAUCUCUCUGUGUGAAACAUGUUUUAUGGGAAAUCUGUAAGUCUCUGUGUGUGAUUAGAAGGGUGUUUCCCACGUUGCAUUAAUUCGUUUAAAUUAUUUAAUAUUGGUUCAUA
This is a messenger RNA of Ziziphus jujuba (common jujube), 1077 nucleotides long. RefSeq lists its product as uncharacterized. Lineage: Eukaryota; Viridiplantae; Streptophyta; Magnoliopsida; Rosales; Rhamnaceae. The coding region runs from base 62 to 634 and encodes 190 amino acids. The transcript is spliced from 6 exons. Gene Ontology annotation, molecular function: ubiquitin protein ligase activity. The record is from RefSeq and is a predicted model, not a curated record.